CUGUACCUAUAGGCACAACAUAGACAGAGACACAAAAGCAAAGAAAAAGAUAAUUUUUUCCAUUCUAUAUAGAGAGAGAGGUAGAGAGGUCAGCUACAAACAGCACUUUUUGGCCUUUGCUUCCUGAACUAACCAGCCAACCAACCCAACGUUUUUAUUUAGAGACUACUGUUCUGGUUGCGUGUGUGUUAUGCUUCUUCUUCUUCUUAGCCGGGCCCUUCCUGUUCUGUGUUAUUGAGUUUGGAGAAUAUAUAUAAAAUUUAUAUUCUCAUUUAUAACAAACAAGGCAUAUCAACUUUGUGGUUUUGCUUAUAUAUAACUAGCUAAAGCUAUAUUUAGCACUCUUUUUUUUCGCUUUGUGUUGUUGGUUCAGUCUUCUUCAUGGCUUUCUCUUUUGAGGGAUUUCUCUGGUUUUUUGUGUGGUGAAGAUCUUGUAUGUGGGUUUCAGUUUAGAAGUUUGAAGAAGAUGUGGUUUUUAUUGGUUUUGAGUUCUGGUUAGCCAUAUUAUAAGUUUUUCCUCUUAUAUUUUCGGUGUUGGGAGUGGCAGAGAAGGUUGGUUUUAGUGUUAGACAUGGAGGGUCGUUUUUCAAAGAAUGGUGAGGCUUGUCCUCAUCUGCUGGAUUUGAUUCCAAAAGAAAAAGAAUGGCUUAAGAUGGGAGAUGGAGAGAGAAAUCGGAGGUCUUCAGAGGAGAAGAAGCUUGAACUGAGGCUUGGUCCACCAGGUGGUGAAGAUUGGUCGAUGAAACAAGCCAAAAUAUCAGAAAGAAGCGACCUUCUUUCUCUAGGCUACUUCCUUCCUUCCAUCAAUAACACAAACAAUUACAACAACAACAAGAAUGGCUUUUCAUUUCUUCAGUUCCCAUCCACCCCAACGACUUCAACAGUCGCUUCUCAAACUCCACAAAGCUUGCCUGUAAUGGCAAAGGAAUCCUCAAAGCCCUGUUGCACUAAAGUUGUAGACUUGCAGUCUACACCAGAAAAGAAAGCAUUUUCUUCUCCAUCUCCUGCUAAAAUCCCAGCUGUGCCCACCAGCUCUCAGAAAAGGACUGCUCCUGCUUCAGUGGUGGGUUGGCCUCCAAUUCGUUCAUUCAGGAAGAAUCUUUCAAACACAAGUGCUUCAAAACAAGCUUCCGAGUCACCAAAUACAGUCUCAAACAAGGAUAUUGAUGAAAAGCCAGUUGAAGCUAGCAGGAAAGGUCUGUUUGUGAAAAUCAAUAUGGAUGGUGUCCCUAUUGGCAGAAAAGUUGAUCUCACUGCCUAUGACAGCUAUGAAAAACUCUCAACUGCUGUUGAUGAACUCUUCAGAGGCCUUCUUGCAGCUCAAAGAGAUUCAUGUGCUGGUGGAAUGGUGAACAAGCAAGAGGAAGAGAAAGCGAUCACCGGUGUAUUGGGUGGAACUGGGGAAUAUACUCUUGUUUAUGAGGAUAAUGAGGGGGACAGGAUGCUUGUUGGGGAUGUCCCAUGGCGCAUGUUUGUUUCAACAGUGAAGAGGUUGCGUGUGUUGAAGAGCUCUGAAGUUUCAUCCUUAAGCCUCGGAGGCAGUAAGCAAGACGACAAGUUACUAACUUAACCCUGCAUUGAAACGAAGAAAAAGAGGAGACUUUUUUUUCUCCUGUGCAGAUUCUCCACUAAAGUUUGAAGAAUAGACUUUGAUUUGUGUUCUCCAUUUGACAUUUUGUUCCCUUGUUUUGUAUGAACUUUGUUGCAACCGCAGUAAAUAUUAUAUAAUAUAUAAUUAAGUAACUUUUUUA
Mangifera indica (mango) is the source of this 1751-nucleotide messenger RNA. RefSeq names its product auxin-responsive protein IAA26-like. NCBI's taxonomy places the organism in Eukaryota, Viridiplantae, Streptophyta, Magnoliopsida, Sapindales, Anacardiaceae. Gene Ontology annotation, biological process: regulation of DNA-templated transcription. The record is from RefSeq and is a predicted model, not a curated record. The transcript is spliced from 6 exons. Gene Ontology annotation, cellular component: nucleus. Bases 572 to 1570 code for a protein of 332 amino acids. Gene Ontology annotation, molecular function: protein binding.